Cordyceps fumosorosea ARSEF 2679 is the source of this 459-nucleotide messenger RNA. RefSeq names its product UDP-glucose 4-epimerase Gal10. NCBI's taxonomy places the organism in Eukaryota, Fungi, Ascomycota, Sordariomycetes, Hypocreales, Cordycipitaceae. The coding region runs from base 1 to 459 and encodes 152 amino acids. The transcript is spliced from 2 exons. Gene Ontology annotation, cellular component: RNA polymerase I complex; RNA polymerase II, core complex; RNA polymerase III complex. Gene Ontology annotation, molecular function: DNA-directed RNA polymerase activity. Gene Ontology annotation, biological process: DNA-templated transcription. The record is from RefSeq and is a predicted model, not a curated record.
AUGUCUGGCGCUGGCGCCGGCGGCGACGCCACCCUCUUCGAGGAGAGCUUCACCAUCACCGAGUACGACCAGUCCAAGUACGACCGGGUGGCGCGCAUCUCGUGCACGUCGAGCGACUCGCAGACCGUCAUGGUGCUCGACAUCAACAUGGAGCUCUUCCCUUGCGCCGUCUCCGACUCGCUGCACGUCGUCCUCAGCACCACACUCUCGCCUGACGGCGCCCGCGACGACGACAAGGGCUGGCGCGACGUCGGCAAGGGCGGCGACGCCCCGGCCACCCUCGCCGACCUCUACGACUACGUCUGCUACGGCAAGAUUUAUAAGUUUGAGGAGACAUUUGACGGCGCAACCAUUAACGCGUACGUCUCGUUUGGCGGUCUGCUCAUGUCGCUGCAGGGUCCCGUCAAGAAACUCACCCCUCUGCGCGUCGAUAAUGUGUAUCUUUUGAUCAAGAAAUAA